Molecule: messenger RNA, 5035 nt
Organism: Apus apus (common swift)
Lineage: Eukaryota; Metazoa; Chordata; Aves; Apodiformes; Apodidae
Product: spindlin-Z
Exons: 8
Coding region: 856-1644 (262 amino acids)
Biological process (GO): gamete generation
Source: RefSeq, a predicted model, not a curated record
ACAAGUGCGACUGCGCGCUAGCGAGUACUGUUGGAUUGCUUCCUGUGCUCCUGUCGCAGUUCGGGAUUUGCGGUGCGCCUGCACGUUGCCGGAAGGGAGGAGGGCGGUGUUCGGCCCUGUGUUUUGAACGUUUCGAUGCGGAUAGCUCACUAUUUGGCAGGAAGGUGAGGAGGCUUCUAUCCUGGCGGUGGAGCUCGUGUACGGAGAGGAGGAUUCAAAUGUGGCAGAGGCAAACAGGAGGCAGCAGUGGUGACGGCGGAGGGGGACAAACGAGACAAGGGGAGCGGCUGUCCUUACUACUGCUGCAAAGAAUCUGAGUGGCGUAGUGAGACAGGAAAACUGUUGCGGCUACAGCGCUAACGCUUCUAGGCUGUCCUCCUGGCAAUCCCAGGCGCCCAUCCACACCCAGCAGACUCAAAACGCUGCUGCAGUUGCAGGCUUGUAAAUACUGGACCAACACACACAACAUGGCUGACGCUCGCCUCGCUCCUUCACCAGACUCUCCUCUUUCUCCCUCUGCCUCUGCCGCUUAGCUGCCUCUCUUGCAUUUAUGCUUUUGUUUCUUCCCCUUCAUCUUCUAUUAGAAAAAAAAAAAAUCACCCUCCUUACUGCGCAUGGCGGGAUUUCAAGGUGUGAUACUGAAUUCCAAGACAGAAUGUUUCUGACCUCUCCUAACACAAGAGUGAUAUAACUGAAAGUGCUUCUCCUAUAUUUGAGGAAGAACAAAUUGAUGAUUGGAUGGUGGAUUAAUAAAUAGCUGUUGUAUUACGAAAGUAAGAAGAUAUUUUGGGAGUUGGGGAGAGACAGAUUUUCACCCUAGUCUAGCAGCUUUGCUGCUCACUUAAACACAGAUGAAUGAAGACCCCAUUUGGAAAAUCACCAGGUCAGCGGUCCAGAGCUGAUGCAGGUCAUGCAGGAGUCUCUGCGAGCAUGAUGAAGAAAAGAACUUCCCACAAAAAGCAUAGAAACAAUGUUGGACCAAGCAAACCUAUUUCUCAGCCACGAAGAAACAUUGUUGGCUGCAGAAUACAGCAUGGCUGGAAAGAAGGGAGUGGACCUGUAACACAAUGGAAGGGCACAGUUCUUGAUCAAGUUCCUGUAAAUCCUUCUCUGUAUCUUAUAAAGUAUGAUGGAUUUGAUUGUGUGUAUGGACUGGAACUGCACAAAGAUGAAAGAGUUUCAGCACUUGAAGUCCUUCCAGACAGAGUUGCUUCAUCUCGAAUUAGCGAUGCCCAUCUGGCAGACACGAUGAUUGGCAAAGCCGUGGAACAUAUGUUUGAGACAGAGGAUGGCUCAAAAGAUGAAUGGAGGGGGAUGGUUUUGGCUCGAGCUCCUAUUAUGAACACAUGGUUUUAUAUUACCUAUGAGAAAGAUCCUGUCUUGUACAUGUACCAACUCUUAGAUGACUAUAAAGAAGGUGACCUUCGCAUUAUGCCUGAUUCCAAUGAUUCGCCUCCUGCAGAACGGGAGCCAGGUGAAGUUGUGGACAGCCUGGUAGGCAAACAAGUGGAAUAUGCCAAAGAAGAUGGCUCAAAACGGACUGGCAUGGUCAUUCAUCAAGUUGAAGCCAAACCAUCUGUCUAUUUCAUCAAGUUUGAUGAUGAUUUCCAUAUUUAUGUCUACGAUUUGGUGAAGACAUCCUAGACAUCAUCAUGAACUUCUGCCAAAUUUGUGGAACUAUUAAAUGUAAAAUUUGUAGACACAAAGACUUGACUGUUUUUCAGGUAAAUGAAAGCUUAAAUGUCCCUGCGAACCCACAAUCUCUGCCAGAAAAACUGUUUUGUUCUGAAAAAUACAAAUUUAUGUGAAUGUGACACAUUUUGCAUAAGAGAACUCCUUUUUCUUGAAAGAAGUUGGUAUAUUUGGGUGGGAGGGAGUUAAAAGCAAAGAACAGCUGCAAAUUCAAGCUGUGUGAAGUGAAUCUAGUAUUGUAAUCUAGAUUUUUUUUCAUAGAAUUUAACUUUUAUUUCAGCCUUGCACUCACCUGUUCAACUGCCACAUGCAAGUGUAGUUUGCUAUUUUUUAUAUGCCUUCUUUUGUAACAUUAAUUUCUUGGCUACUGGCAGCCCUUGUUUUCUGGGUUGGGACAGAGGUGACUUCUGAAAGGUUUAAACAGUUUGUGCAGCAAUAAGGAGUGCCUAACCCAAGCAACAUCAGUCUACUAUGUUUCUACACUUUAUUUCAAAUUAAGCUUUUUAAGAACUUGCAGUACAUGGAAAUACUAUAAAAAUAUAUUUAAUUGGUAUAACCAGUUAAUUAGAAAAUGCAGGUUAAGGGCCUGUUAAGUUGUAGGAAUCAGUAAAAUACACACAACAAAGCUGCCUUUAAUCCUAAAUGUUGUACUCUUUUGUUAUACACAUUUCUUAGCAGAACCUAAGUGCUUCGUGCCACAUAUUUAACUUAAGACUUUAGACUAUGCAUUGGCAAUCAGUAGUCUCUCAUUUAAUAUCAGAACCUAGCAACCCAGAUGUUUGUGUGUGGACUUAGGAACCUACUAGUAGUUAAAUCUCUUACGCAGUAAAUACAAUCUUAUCGGGUUGGGGGGUCCUUUUACACCAAAAACCUCCUUUAGAGAAGGAGAAGCAUUUGUUGCCUUCUUCUCAGUCCGCUGUAUUCCUUUGGGUUGGGUUUUAUGCUAUUGUUUUUAACCAUUUUGGUUCAAGAAGGCAUCUUCUCAAUGUAUUCUUUUUCUGGCUUUUCCGUGUAAGGAGUGUCCAGACAAAUCUACAGUUUAAACCUGUUGUUGCCUUUUGUGGUAUCCUUGCUUUGAGGUAUGCUGUCAACAUUAAUUUCAUUCUAUGAACACUAGAGUUCUGCAUGCCAGUGGUGUACUAUCUAAUGGGAGCUAUAGACAGUCUCAGUGGUUCAGUCAUCUGAAUUAGAUUGUGGAUAUAAAUAGCAGCCCACAACAGCAGAAUCCUUUCACCGUUUUAAUCUUGCAAGAUAGCUGUAAAUCAGUGUUAGAGUAUUUGUUGUUUUUUAAGUGUAGCAACUUUUAAAAGCAUCAGAAUUGUAACAAGGAUCAGCACAGCAGCAAAAUUGUCAUGUUAAAGCAGAGCUCUGCAAGCUUCAAAGCAUUGCUUCACAGAAAUACAGUAUGUGAAGAAUGUGAAUACAGUCAACAUUUGAUGGGAAUAAGUAAUACACAGAUUUCCAACCUUAUGCUGUUAGUGGAAGGAUGCAGGAGAGAUACUGUUAGUCAGAGAUCAAAGAUCUGACCUCUAUUGUGGGUAUUCUUGAUAUCAAAGACUCAGUGGUUUAAGACCCUUUCUGUCCAUUUUUCUUGUCCUGAUUUCAUAUUUUAGCCUUAAGGCUUGUGCCUCAUUAUGUUAUUAAAUGGUAAUAAUGUAUAAAUAUAUCUUAAUUCUUUGUCCCUUGCUACUAUAUUGCAUUAUGUCCUGUAUUUCAUCAUGGGCAACCAAAGUCUUCAGUUCACAGCUUCUCAAUCCAGUCUUUAAGCACUAAGUACCUGAGUCAGUAAAUUUUUCAUUGUGUUUUGAACAAAGUGAGCAGAUUUGCAACUCAGUGCUUUCAUCCUGCAGAUCUGUUAUGUGCUUUCUAUUGACUCUUAAGAGUCCUGCAAGUAAAUCUCAAAGCUGAGCCUGGCUCCAUGAGCCCAAGUUGAUAUUUGUGGCACAAGAAUUAGUAUAUUGAUUACACACAAAAUACAUUCAUAACUUAGUACAAUGAAUUUUGGGCUUUACAUCUAAAGAAUACAAGGUCUGUUUUUAAAUGAUUGAGGUUUGUUUAGGUUGACUGGAACAUUUUUAGCAUUAGACUUUCAUUUGUGAGUUUUAUGCAAGCCACUCUAAUACACCACAUAUUUUGCUAAUUAGAAUAUAAUCUAUAUAUUGUCAAAUUUUAUUAUUGUUUUUAGGUGUUCCCGAUAUCCGUUGCAUGUUUUUCUUCUGUUCAUCUUUUCUCUUAAGGUUGGGGAGUGUGUUUUGGGUUUUGUGGUUGUUUCUAUUAAUAGCUUAAUCCAUCUUUUUGAGACUAAUUCCACUCCCUGCGAUCUGCUUUGUUUUAGGCUCAUGUUUCAUAUCUGCAUACAGUGCUUGCAUUACCCUAGUAACUACAUGUUGAUCCCUUGUUCGAGGGGUUUAACAUUACUUUCCAAAUUUAUCAUAGGGCUUGUGAUAGCACAAGCCAUAAAUCUUUGUAUAAAAGUUAUUGACCUUUCUCAUUUACCUGCUGUAGUAUUGUUGUAUAUUGUGUGUGUGCAUGAUGUCAGGCUGCCAUGUAAAACUUUUCAAAAGGAAAAAAAAAAACUUAAAUGCAGACCAUCCUUUUUUGCAUGCUUAGAAGGUUAGAAUGUUCAAUAUAACAGACUAAAGUUGCAUGUUAUAAUGUUUAGGUUUGGGUUUUGUUCUUUUAUUUUGUGUUCAGUUUUUUGUGAAUUUGCUUAUUGUGCUGUUUGAAUGGUUGUUAGUAGGAUUAAAUGCACUAGUGAGGUGAACAUAGUGCCAAUGGAAGGUAAUUUUCCAGUUGUAUGUGUCAUACAGCAUUUGAAGGGACCAUGUAUUCUGUUCAAGAAUAAAUAAAAUCACCAUUAAUAAAUAAAACACUACAUUUUUUUUCUUUUGAGUGCCAAACCUUAAACUAAGUUGGACUACAUAAAGACUGAAAUACUUUGGGGAAAAUCCUAUUUAUUACAAUUCGUAUAAGCCUUCUUUAAAUGAAUUAUUUCAAAAUGGAGGCUUUAUAUUCAGAUAGAAUAGAUUACAGUUGCUUCAGGGAAGAAGAAUUACGGUAAACGCAGUUUCUGGUUCCUUGAAAAUGUUGUGCUUUUUUGUAUUUUACAUCAUUAGUACAAUUUGGAUGGUUCUUGGUAUGUGUAUAGUUCAAAGGUCUUUGUGUUCACAUUUUAAAAUUAGGUAAUGAGUUCAUCUUUAGAGUUCAGUUUCAUUAUUUUUAUUUUAUUUCUCUGCAUUUAGAAGUAUGAACACUAAAUAUGUUACUUAAUUCUGUAAGUAAUUUUUAUAAUUAUGAUGUAACUCUAUCUUUAAAACAUUUAAAAUAAAUCCUUUAUGUGCAA